AUUGUUCGUACCGAAUUAACUAUUUGUAAAUUAUAUACCAAUCUUUUUAGCGAUUUUUCUACUCAACUGUUAUAUUGAUGCGAUGCUUUAACUUCUUAUUAUUCGGCACGACGCGUUUUGUGUACGGUUUUAAGUGUUUUUAGUGUUUUUUUGGUAUUUUAUGUGUGUCAUGCAAAUGGGGUAAGCUGGAAUUAUCGGAUGUCGCUUAGGUUGUUUUGGAUAGUUUAAAUAAGAAAAUGGUGUGAAAUUUAGUGUCCUAAACUGUGAAAAUGAAUACUGUAUAGAGUUUCUAAAUUAUUUAUCUACGUUUUAACUCUACUGAUAAACGAGAGCGGCUAUAAUUUGCUAAUGUUCCAUGCCGUGACUGUACUCCCUUACAUUUCAAAAUGGCUGCUGCUCUUCACGAUAUAUGAGCUUUGCGUCACUGGAACAUAAAUCAGUGAAUUGGAUUUGUGAUGAAAUUGUAGUGUUUCUACUCGUGUGAUCCUGUGUGAAAAAGCAAAAAUAAGCUUUGGAUAAAGCCCCAGACAUAUUUGGGGCGGGACAAUUGUGUUGUAUCAUAUGUUUUUGGAGUAGUGGACACUGACCAUAGGACUGAUAUUGCCUUGCGUCCGAGCUGGAUUGUAAUGUUGCGAUUGAAUUUCCAGGAUGAUUUGCGACACAUAAGGCUAGAAAAUUUGUGGAAUUGAGCGGAAUGUGACAUUGUAUGAGAGCAUGGCAGCGGACAGCGAUGGGCUAGGCUCGGCGGGCGGCGGGUCGUGCGGCGUGGUGGUCACGUGUGAAGGCGACCUGCGCGACCCCCGGUUCCCAGCGCGCCUGCGCCGCCUGCUGCGGGAGCUGCGCGCGCUGCUCGCCGAGCCGCAUCCCCAUACACUCAAAGUUAACAAGGUGGAGCCGUGGAACUCAGUGCGCGUGACGCUGUCGGUGCCGCGCGCGGCUGCGGCCCGGCUGCGCGCGCUGGCUGCGGCGGGUGCACCGCAGCUGCGCGCGCUCGGCAUCCUCUCGGUGCAGCUCGACGGAGACGCGGCAGUCUCGCUGCGGCUGCAGCACGGCGCGGAGCUCACCAUCAGCACAGCAGACGAUGCGAGCACGUCCCGCGCGCAGGCGACCCCGGAGCUGCUGGCCGGGCUGGGCGGCAUCGGGCGCCUGCUGGACGACGGCGCCUCCACCAGCGCGGAGCCCCCGCCGGCCGCGCACCAGCCCCCGAGGGACGCCUUCAAGUCGCCCAACACCGUGUGCCCCAUGGACGGCAAGAUACCGCACAACAUACCCACGCCCGCCACCGACCGCUGCGAGUUCCCCUUCGGCAGCAUGACGCAGGCGAGGGUCAUACACCGCAAGGAGAAUACUUUAGGUUUAGGCGGGCCAUCAAGUGGGAUAAGGCCGCCCGCGGACGGUAUGUUCGUGCGGCCGUCGACGUCUGCGUUCGCGGGCCCCCCGCCCCCGUACCCCGCGCAGCCGCCGCCCGCGCCCUCGCCCGCCCCGUCCCCCUCGCCCUCCGCGUCCCCCGCGGCCCCCGCCGCCUCGUCGCCGGCCCCCGCGCCCCCCUCGCUCCCCGCGCCCCCUGCGCCCCCCUCGCUGCCAUCGCCGCACACGGUGGCCAUGUCCUCGCCGCUGCUGGUGAACCUGCUGCAGAACGAUGCGCCCGCGCCGCAGCCCAGGUCGAAGCCGCCGCCGCAUCCGGCCAAGUUGGAUCGUCUCGACGAUGGACAGGUGGAGCUGGCAGUUGGACGGGCACCGUUCGAGUACCGCGCGGUGCGACCCACGGCGCGGCCCGGUCCGCCCCCGGGGGUGGGCCCCGCGCUGCCCCCGCCCCCGCCGCCGCCGCCCCGGGCCGCCCCCGCCCCCGCGCCGCCCCCCUCGCCCCGCCCCGCGCCCUUCGUGCGGCGCGCAUACCCCCCACGGCCGCCCGUCACCACGUCGGUACCGGCGGCGUCCCCCGUGGCAACAUAUCGUGCCCCCAACACGGUCCUCAACCGGGCGAGGUUCCCCCCGCCGGGAUUCGCGGGGGAGCCGCCCCCGUACCGGCAGGCGGCGCCGAGGCCCCGGGCCCCGCUCCCGCACCUGCAGCACCCCGCGCACCCCGCGCACCCCCCGCAGCACACGCCGCCCACGCCCCAGGCGAGGUUCACGCCGGAGGACCUGAAGGUUCUGUUGCCGCCGUCGACCACGUCGAUGGAUCAGAAGACGCGGUCGAGAUUUCAAGAGUUCCAGCGAUUUCAACAGCAAUACAUUGCAACUCAACGGGCGGCGUCGCAACCGGACUGGAACGAACCGUAUCGGGAUACGCUUGACCUUCCGGACCUGCCUGACAACUGUGACCUAGACCAGCUGCUUCCCACCCUCGGCGGUGACCUCCACCUCGACGACACCAUCUCAGAGCUCUCAGCCAUCUCUGAACUCUCCAACACCGAUAAUAACAAACUCGAGAAUAUUUACGAACAGAAACAAGAACAGUUACCGACGACAUCGGCUGAACAACACACUCCUGACUCUUUGUUACAAGAAAUCACCGGUGUCCAGUAUAGUAGUUCGAAUUUAAACGGUCCAUAUCCAGAACCCAGCAAUCCGACCACUAGUGGUCACACGAAUAUGAGCGAUGUGCCUUCAAAGGACUCUUUCACGACUACCAAUGAGUCCACCUUCAUGCCUCCUCCCCCAGUCCCGCAGCAGUCGACGUCAAAAGCGUUCGGGACGAAUACAUCACCCAACCACGUGUUAAGUCAUGUGCAGCAGACUUUCAAAUCCACGGUGAAUGCUUAUAGCAUAUCGCCUAGUAUAAAUUCAGACAGAAUGACACAGUCAAGUCAGUCUUCAUCCAUGCCUCCUCCCAUGAGGUUGCCCGUCAGAGCGACUACGUCAGUCUCGACAGCGACGGUUGGCUCCCAAGCCACAGCACAGGAAAUCGAGGAGCAGAGCAAACAGUACCUGAUCAAGACCCUAAUGAGAGACGAUGACACUCCGCCACCUAAAGAGCAGAAAAAGAUUGAGGAGGUAACAGUUGCGCAGUGUAAAUUAAGGGAGAAUUCCAGUGAUACGCCAGAAGUAUUCGGCAUAGCAAAAUCGACAAUAGCUGAAGACGAUGCGAAAAGUUCAGAGGAUGAUUCAAAAUUGAAAAAUAAAAUCAUCAAGAAAGACAAGGACGAUAAAUUUACCGCGAAAACUGGGAACCUUAGGACGCCAGGCGUAAAAGAGAAACCAGCUUCGCUGAAAGAUAAAUUUGUUAAAGAUGUUAAGACCAAAGUUGCCUUAUCACGGCCGAACAUAGCUAAACCGGCUACGCCUGCUAGCGAGGCUCCCAAGUCGCCGUCGGGAGAGAAGGAAUCAAUAAAAUUGAGGCUAAAAUUGGAUAAAAAUGAGCCUGUGUACAAAGCAGAUAUAAGCUUCGUUAAUCAACAACCUAAAGGUGAGAAACCAAAAGAAAGUGUGCCUAGGGUGCCACCACUGCAUAUAAGCCUUAAAGGUCCAAAUUCAGCGGUUAUAAAAAACUCUAAGAAAGAGAAGAAAAAGUUCAGCCCGGGUGAUCUGCAUACAAAAAAGAUCAAAAUCAGGAAAGCACUGGAAGGUGAGGAGAAAGUGCAUCGGAGAGAUUCUGAAGAAUCAUUAGCGUCAAAAUCAGGUGAGAGCACUGAAAACAAGACUGAUGAGUAUUUAGUCAAAAGUAUAAAGCUAAACAACCAUUAUAAUGAAAGUGAAACAGGGAAGACGGAGGUAACGGGCGAGAACAAUGUUGUCUAUAGAAUGAAGUCGAUAUCAAAGACAGCACAUAUAGUUUCCAAAUCACAUGACCACAAACUGAAUAAUAAAGUGCAGUUAGACAGUAUAAAGAAGAAAAAAUCGAAAAUACUUUGUGAUGGAAAAUCUAUAGAGAAGGAACGUGACAAAGAAUGGAGGAAUGAUAUGUUGGACAAAGAGGGGAAAUACGCGCAGAACGAGGGGUACAGAGAGUCAAAUAACCAUGAGGUUAAAAAGAAGUUACCAGCAAAAGUAGAUAAUGGUGCAAAUUGUGAUAUGAAGCCCAGUGAAAGUGGGAAAGCAGUGCAAUCAGACACAAAUAGUGACAAUGUGAAAGGUGCUAGUGAAUUGGACAGCAGACUACUGAAGUGCUUAGAACGGACGAUAAAUGAGGAAGACUGUAAGUUAGAACGGCGCGAUACAGACAAUAAACUAAAACGGACACUCGCCGAAAGUGCAAUUACCUCGCCCAAUGGGCUGCUCACUUCUGAGAAGAAGAGGAAAACCAGCCACAGUUCCUGUCCAGAUCCUCCCGGUUCGACCAACGUAGGCACGAUCGCGACGACACGCGUCGACUCGCCGCCUCCCGUCGUAACACAACGCAGCGGGGCACAGUCCCCAAGGCGCAAGGAACGGCCCAAAGACAAGUCUUAUUGUAAACUUAUGGCCGAGCGAGCCGCCAGGCCGGAAGAUAAGUUCAGCAACCGGUCGCCCAACUCGCAGGCGCAAGGCGAGGAUUCCGGCAUCGAGUCGAUGGAUGCGUUGUCGGAGAAGUCACCGAAUCAAGCCAGCCAAUCGCCGCCCGGCCCCCAGAGGAAGGAACGUCUGGAUAUGCCCCGAUCCACGAGCCCUACCUCUGUGCAAAGAAUAAUAGGCGUGCUAGAUCCGGCGCCGUCUUCAGACGAGCUGCUGGAGCGGCUGUCGAUGGCGACUGGGCAGCCGCACUACGAUCCCGGCCCGCCGGAUAUCGACCAUCUGGGGGACAUCGAGGCGGAACUCGCCAAGAUGCAUGCCGACCACAUCAACGGGGACGACGCCCCACGCCGACCCCCCGACGACUCGCACACCAGAGAACCCACGCCCAUCCUCAGGGACGACGAGAAGCGGACCCAGGCCGGCGACGCGGGCGACGGAGUCGUGCCUGAAAAGCGGGACGAAUCGAAGUCCGACCUCGACCAGGAUCGGAAAGACUCUGUAUCUCCGAAGAAGGAGGACUUCGACCCCCUACCGAGUAGGGUGUCGCCGCCUCUCUACACGUACUCGAAUCAAGAGAAGACCUGCGCCGUCGACCCGCCGGAAGUUAAGGAGGAGCCGCUGGCCGCGAACGGGGACCCCGACAAGCAUCGGACCGACGACGAGAAGCCCGAGCCGAAGAUCGAGCGGCUACCGUUGAAGGCCGACUUCCCCGAUAAGAGUCUGCUCGAACAGCUGCUGAUCGAGAUUCCAACGCAGGACUACGCGGGGCGGAGGCCGGAGUCACCGUCUCCGUCGGCGCUGGAGCGGGUCGCGCGCAGCAGCGUGAGGACGCGCUCCAGCAGCAAGAUGAACAGUCCGGCCGACGGGCCGCGCACGCCCAGGCUCAGCCCCGGCAUCUCCAAGCUGGAGCGGUCCGACUCGCCCGCGCUGCAGCAGAGGAACUGCUUACGCGGCGGCUCCGUCGACAAGACCAGUCCAAGGACGCCGACCGCCCCCGCCGCCCCCGUCGCCCCCGCCAAAAUCGUCCCCGGGAAGCGAAAGCGGCGCGAAUCGGAAAGCUCCGGUACGUCGCUCCUCAGCUGCGAAGAGGGAGUCUCGCAGGCGGGAAGGAAGAAGAAGCCGCGGCGGGUCGACGGACAGCGACCCCCGGUGGUCGUCGCUCCGGGCGUCGUCAAGCAGAAGAAAGACUCGGAUAGUGAUAGUGACGAGCCCCUGAUAUGUAAAGUGCGCGGGAAGACUGGCAAGGGAGCGCGGCCGGUGAAGGUCCCUACUAAGGGGCUGGAGGGCGUGGGCACGCGGCGCUCGGUGCGGCACGGGCCCGGGGCCCCGCCCGCGCCCCCCGCGCCCCCGCAGCCCGCGCCCGCGCCCCCCGCGCCCUCCGCGCCCGCGCCCGCCCCGCCCGCCGCCACCACGCCCGUCCGACGGAAAACCAGGAGUGCCGUGGGGGACGGUACGCCGGCGGCGGCUGCGAGCGCGGUCCGCCGGAGACGGGCCUCCCGCGACGGCAAGUGA
Messenger RNA from Achroia grisella, 5943 nucleotides. It is a transcript of the gene Ncoa6, whose product is annotated as proteoglycan 4-like. Gene Ontology annotation, cellular component: histone methyltransferase complex; transcription regulator complex; nucleus. Gene Ontology annotation, biological process: positive regulation of transcription by RNA polymerase II. NCBI's taxonomy places the organism in Eukaryota, Metazoa, Arthropoda, Insecta, Lepidoptera, Pyralidae. The record is from RefSeq and is a predicted model, not a curated record. The transcript has 9 exons. Bases 715 to 5943 code for a protein of 1742 amino acids.